UUUCCCAUUCCUCACUCUCUCUCUCCCCUUCCAGCUCCCUUACACCAUUCCCCUCUUAAACCUUUCCUUUCUAUUUUCUAUAUUUUCUCCCCCUUUCUCUUUUCCAUCUUUCUAUGCAUAUCAAUUAUCAUCCAUGGCAUUCUUUAGCAGCAAUCAGAGUAGAGUCUAUUUAACACGGCAGCUGUGGUUUUUCAUAUUUUUGUGCUCUCUGACCCUCUCUUCUUCUUCAAUCCAUGACCUCCUUGUUUCAAGAGGGUUACCAGCAGGGCUCCUCCCAAAGGAAGUGAAAUCCUACACUCUUUCGGAGAAUGGAACCCUGGAAGUGUUCUUGGAUGGACCAUGCUUGACCAAGUAUGAGAACAGGGUGUUCUUUGACAGUGUGGUGAGGGCUAACCUCACCUAUGGCAGCCUCAUUGGAGUCGUUGGGUUGACACAGGAAGAACUCUUCCUCUGGUUACCUGUUAAAGACAUCAUUGUGGAUGACCCCAAAUCUGGUCUUAUCUUGUUUGACAUUGGAGUUGCUCACAAGCAGCUCUCCUUAUCCCUCUUUGAAGAACCUCCUGACUGUAAGCCUCAAGGAAUGUUGAAGAAUCAUGUGAGGAAGGAGAAAGGGUUUGAGGCUGUGAGAUAGAGAAAAGAUGCCCCAAGCUGUUUCAACUUUAUUUUCUUCUUUUUUUUGUUUAAUAUGUAAUAAUUAAUUAGGGUUUUUGUCUUCUAAUAUAGUUAAAUAUAAGUAAUUUAGGUCUUGUUUAGGAGUUGUUAAAAUGUGGAUUUAUGGGAAUCUAAUGUCCUAAUCAAUUUAGAAGGUCUAAUCUUUUUAAA
Theobroma umbraticum is the source of this 822-nucleotide messenger RNA. Its product is annotated as serine protease, putative (Protein of unknown function, DUF538). NCBI's taxonomy places the organism in Eukaryota, Viridiplantae, Streptophyta, Magnoliopsida, Malvales, Malvaceae. The record is from RefSeq and is a predicted model, not a curated record.